Messenger RNA from Peniophora sp. CBMAI 1063, 789 nucleotides. The record is from the annotation of a GenBank genome assembly. NCBI's taxonomy places the organism in Eukaryota, Fungi, Basidiomycota, Agaricomycetes, Russulales, Peniophoraceae.
AUGUCUACCUCUCUACUUGCCGACCGUAUCGUCGCCAUCACUGGCGCAUCAAGAGGGAUAGGUCGUGGAUGCGCUGUUGAAUGUGCAAGGCAUGGUGCAAAAGGUCUUGUGUUGCACUACUUCGGGGACGCUGCCACUCAAGCUGAGGUCGAUGCGCUGGCCACUGAGCUGUCCACGAGUUAUGGUACAAAAGUCAUCACCGUGCCAGGGGACAUCGGACUGCAUGAAACGUCUUUGAAGAUUGUCGGCGAAGCAACCCAAGCCUUUGGUCGGAUUGAUGUGUUGGUGAGCAACGCAGGGAUAUGCCCUUUCGCCGACUUCCUCGACAUGGACGUAGAGGUCUGGCAUCGCACUCGGGCUGUCAAUCUCGACGGCGCGUUUUACAUAACUCAGGCUGUUGCGCGCCAGAUGAAGGAGCAAGUCCCUCAAGGCGGUUCAAUCAUCGGCAUAUCGUCUAUCUCUGCCCUAGUGGGCGGUGGGCAGCAAGUGCACUAUACGCCGACAAAGGCCGGCAUACUCUCGCUAAUGCAGAGUACAGCUGUCGCUUUGGGGAAAUAUGGGAUCCGAGCCAACGCGAUCUUACCUGGAACAAUCCUUACAGACAUCAACAAGGAGGAUCUGUCGAACGUGGAGAAGCGCGUCGGGAUGGAGAAGAGGACGUGUCUUGGUCGUCUUGGUCAGCCCGACGACAUUGCCGGCCCUGUUGUCUUCUUGGCCAGCGACAUGGCAAAAUACGUUACUGGCGCCUCUCUUCUUGUCGACGGAGGACUAUUUGUGAACCUCCAGUAG